Messenger RNA from Ochotona curzoniae (black-lipped pika), 1196 nucleotides. RefSeq names its product isocitrate dehydrogenase [NAD] subunit beta, mitochondrial-like. Gene Ontology annotation, cellular component: mitochondrion. The record is from RefSeq and is a predicted model, not a curated record. Gene Ontology annotation, molecular function: magnesium ion binding; NAD binding; oxidoreductase activity, acting on the CH-OH group of donors, NAD or NADP as acceptor. Lineage: Eukaryota; Metazoa; Chordata; Mammalia; Lagomorpha; Ochotonidae. Gene Ontology annotation, biological process: isocitrate metabolic process; tricarboxylic acid cycle.
AUGGUGGCGCUGAGCGGUGUCCGCUGGCUGACCCGAGUGCUGGUCGCCGCCCGCAGCCCUGGCGCAUGGAGAAGCUUGAGUACCUCGGCGGCGGCCGCUGCCUCGGCGAGCCAGGCCAACGAUGUGAGGGUGGAGGGGGCGUUUCCGGUGACCAUGCUGCCGGGCGAUGGCGUGGGGCCUGAGCUGAUGCACGCCGUCAAGGAGGUGUUCAAGGCUGCGGCUGUCCCAGUGGAAUUCCAGGAGCAUCACCUGAGCGAGGUGCAGAAUAUGGCCUCGGAGGAGAAGCUGGAGCAGGUGCUGAGCUCCAUGAAGGAGAACAAGGUGGCCAUUAUCGGAAAGAUCCAUAGUCCGAUGGAGUAUAAAGGAGAACUAGCCUCCUAUGAAAUGCGGCUGAGGCGGAAGUUGGACUUGUUUGCCAAUGUGGUCCACGUGAAGUCGCUUCCUGGCUACAAGACUCGGCACAACAACCUAGACCUGGUGAUCAUUUGAGAACAGACAGAAGGGGAGUAUAGCUCCCUGGAACAUGAGAGUGCCAGGGGCGUGAUUGAGUGCCUGAAGAUUGUCGCUCGAACCAAGUCUCAGCGCAUUGCGAAGUUUGCCUUUGACUAUGCCACCAAGAAGGGGCGGAACAAGGUCACAGCUGUCCAUAAGGCCAACAUCAUGAAGCUUGGGGAUGGGCUGUUCCUGCAGUGCUGUGAGGAAGUUGCCGAACUGUACCCCAAAAUCAAGUUUGAGACAAUGAUCAUAGACAACUGCUGCAUGCAGCUGGUGCAGAACCCUUACCAGUUUGAUGUCCUUGUGAUGCCCAAUCUCUAUGGGAACAUUAUCGAUAACCUGGCUGCUGGCCUGGUCGGGGGAGCUGGUGUGGUCCCUGGAGAGAGCUACAGUGCUGAGUAUGCUGUGUUUGAGACGGGAGUCCGGCACCGGUUUGCCCAGGCAGUGGGCAGGAAUAUCGCCCACCCCACAGCCAUGCUGCUGUCAGCUUCCAACAUGCUGCGGCAUCUCAAUCUCGAACAUCACUCCAGCAUGAUUGCAGAAGCCAUGAAGAAGGUGAUCAAAGCUGGCAAGGUUCGCACCUCUGACAUGGGUGGCUAUGCCACCUGCCACGACUUCACUGAGGCUGUCAUUGCUGCCCUGCCCCACCCAUAGGCCCUGCCCCUGGUCAUGUAUGGCACUCAAUAAAAACAAUAUACUGA